This is a messenger RNA of Amphimedon queenslandica, 883 nucleotides long. RefSeq names its product NADH dehydrogenase [ubiquinone] iron-sulfur protein 3, mitochondrial-like. Lineage: Eukaryota; Metazoa; Porifera; Demospongiae; Haplosclerida; Niphatidae. Bases 34 to 795 code for a protein of 253 amino acids. Gene Ontology annotation, molecular function: NADH dehydrogenase (ubiquinone) activity. Gene Ontology annotation, cellular component: respiratory chain complex I. The record is from RefSeq and is a predicted model, not a curated record. The transcript is spliced from 7 exons.
GUGGGCGUGUCAUAUAAAGUCACGUGACUUAAAAUGGCGGCUUUUGCAAGGAGGUUGUUAGGGAGCUCUAGAUCCUUGUUGUGGUGGAGAGGUCCAACUAGUAUCAAUCCUGGAGCUAUUGCUGCUAGACCAUUCUCAAAUGCUGUCACAACCACAGCAAGAGAAGAAAAGAGGCUGAGAUUGAGUGAUUAUGGUAGAUAUGUUGAAGAGAAUCUUCCUAAGUUUGUACAGCAGACUCAAGUAACUCACAAUAACGAGCUAGAGGUCCUCAUACACCCUGAAGGUCUAAUACCGGUGUUAACAUUCCUAAGAGAUCAUCACAACUCACAGUUCAGACAAUUACAAGAUAUUGCAGCAUUAGAUAUACCUAAGAAUGUGUACAGAUUUGAAUUGGUUUAUAAUCUAUUAAGUGUUACAUUUAAUUCUCGUAUUCGUGUGAGGACAUAUACAGAUGAGCUGACUCCUAUUGAUUCUGUUGUUCCUCUCUUUAAUUCAGCAAUAUGGGCCGAGAGAGAAGCAUGGGAUAUGUAUGGUGUGUUUUUUGCUAAUCAUCCUGACUUGAGGAGGAUAUUAACUGAUUAUGGAUUUGAAGGACAUCCUCUUAGAAAAGAUUUCCCAUUGAGUGGAUAUGUAGAGGUAAGGUAUGAUGAUGAAGUGAAGAGGGUUGUCUGUGAACCUAUUGAACUCACUCAAGAGUUCCGCAAGUUUGACCUCUCGUCUCCAUGGGAACAGUUCCCCACCCACAGGAAGUAUCCUCAGAUAGAGGAUAAAGGAGAAGACUCAGACAAUGAAUAAAUAUAAUGCUGUAGAAUGUUGUUAUUACUAUUAUGAUAGAUUGAUUUCACGAUUUUCACCAUCAUACUGACAUUUACAUUAUAUACAA